This is a messenger RNA of Physella acuta, 3008 nucleotides long. Its product is annotated as involucrin. Lineage: Eukaryota; Metazoa; Mollusca; Gastropoda; Physidae. The record is from RefSeq and is a predicted model, not a curated record.
CUUCCGGUUUGUCUAAAUUUUCUUUGACGAGGAAGAGCGAAAGAUAUUAUUUAUAGUCAAUAGUGUUUAUUCCUGUUUAUGUUUAUUGUCAAAUUGAAUAUGCCCUGAAAAAAAUAUAGCUACUGUUUUCCCCCGUAGACUAUUUCGGAUGUUUAUUGAAUCGCUGUUGGUGUGAAAUAUGGCUGAAGCUAAAGAGGAUGGACCUAACUUUCCUCCUCGAGGAAAAGUGCAAGAAGUAAGAAAACAAUGGUCAGUGCACGAGGAUGGAGCUCUAGCUUACCAGAUGCAAAAUCAAGAAAUUGACCAGCACUAUGGACUUAAUCGUUAUAAUCGCCGAAUGGUACGACAAGAUAUUCCUGUUGCAAAGAUUGUACAAAGUGAAGAAGAAAUAAGGCUUCAAGAAGAGCGUCUGAGGGAAUUAGCUGCUCUAAGAGCCCAGGCUGAGGAAGAUGAGAAGAUUGCCAAGAGAAUAGAGCAACAGUUGAAACAUGAAUCUUCCAGGAAGGAGGUCACUGCUGCCGUUGAUGAUGAGGAACUAGCAAGGCAACUUCAAGAAAAAGAGAAGAAGAGGUAUGAAAGGCACUUGGAGAAGAAGAGAGAGAAAAAACUCAAGCUAGAAAGACAACAGCUGGAGGCACAACUAGCUAGAGACACAGAGGAGGCCAGGCUAGUCCUCAAUUCAGAUGCUGGGAGUGAUCGUGUUGCUGACAGCAUUGAAAACCUCAGCCUGCAAGGCGUGAAUGCCACUAGGUACAGGUCCAGGGUGACCCCUUCAGGUCGUAUAGAGGAUGACGGAGAUUUCAGUGACUUCUACAAUCUGCCGCCUGAGAUGGAUGAGCUGACUAGACUGGAGAUUCAAGCCUGUCAAGAUGAGGAGUUGGCUAGGUUAUUACAAGAACAAGAGCAUAAGAGAACAAAAGCAGAAGUUGAUCAGGACAAACUGCGGAAAAUAGAACAACAAGAUGAGCAGCUGGCCCGGGUGAUGCAGGAACAGGAGAAGCUGAGAUUAAAGAAGGCUAAGCUGAAACAUCAACAGAAGAAGGAAGCUCAGAGGAAGCAAUCUGCAGAGUCUCUGCCCCUUGGAGCUUCUGCCAAUACAUUCAACCAGCUGCGUCUGCAAGAAUCUCCUCCAGUCGGAGCCUCAGCUUCUGUCACAGUCAGCAACAGCAGCGGGGGUCACAAUCGUUACCGCAGGAAUAGCUACACACAAGCAUUUGACACGCCCCCAUCCCCACCCCAAACUCAACCCCCAGCCCAGCUCUCUUCUGGCAAAAGUAAUCAAAACACUAGCAGACACGCUUCAGCCCAGAGCACUGUGUCUGCCCCAGGUUCAGUCCACAAUCAACAGCAGUACAUCAAGGCCCAGCAACAGAUGGCGCCACCACUUGCCUCGCCUCAGUCCAGUCCCAGGUCAGCUUACAUAGGCCCUGGUGGCGGCAUGUCCACUUUAGAGUCGGCCAGGCGCAUCGCUGCAGGUGAUCCUGAGAGAAUCCUAGCCCUUCAGAACUCAGCACAGCAGAAUGUUAUAAACGUACAGAAAGAAAGAGCCGGGGCGCAGAUGGAGCGCACGGCCCAGCGGGAUAUUUCUGGCAAUACCAUGGAUAUUAUCCGCGCCCACAGUCACCAAGGCAACCCGUCUUGGCCCGUUGGUUCCAGCGUGGACCCACGACGGGUACAGCAGACCCCAGCGUACGCGCUGGGUCCAGAGCUGAGGGACUCUGAUGAUACAGAGGUUCUCAAAUGGUUAUCCUCACAAGAGGGGGGUGCUGCAGGUCACCAGGUUAAAGGUCAGCCGCACCAGUACCAACCCCAGCAGAGAAGGUCAGGAUCUGGAAGUUAUUACAGUGAUGAAGAGGAUGACCCGCCCUGUGGGUCCUAUCCUAAUGGCUCCGCAGGGUUUAAUAUCGCUGCUGCUAUUGACCCCACCUAUAAGAGAAGGUACCCAGAUGCAGCCUUCACUGAGGAGACACAGCUCAAAACUCAUAUACCUUUUUCACGGUCUUUACCUCAAGCGGACGGAGAGCUAGAAUGGGACCCUGGGCUCCGGGGAAGUUUAAGAAAAACUAAAGCACCAUUACACGGCUACCAAGAUCCUUCAGGGGGUGGAUCGAUAGGUCAAGCCAAUAUUUUAGGGGCGGAGCCUGUUAUGUCUGUGUGGCAGCCAGUUCAAGGUCAGCGGCGAACAGACGGCAAAAUCCGCAACAAGUCACGCAAACAAAACUCAGCAGGUGGUGAUAAGAAGGACAAAGGUAACUGCAAACAGCAAUAGCCAACAUUGCAAUACACUCUGCCAUGGUAAAGCCAGCAGCCAUUUUUUCACUCAAGCAGAUGCUACAAACUGUCUCUGAAAAUUAUUUAUCAACCUGCAAAAUUGUAAAAAUCACAUUUAUUCUCAUGUGUUAUGUCUAUUUAUAAAUGUAUAUUGUAUAUAAAUUAUUCACUUACAUAUAGCUAUUUUAUUUUUUGGUUUUGUUGUGAAAAAACUACUUCCUUGAUGCGAGUUGUUGGCGGGGUAUGUGCUAGCUAUUCAGUUCAUGACAGAUAUGGGCAGGGAUAUUUGUCUGAUGUCAUAUGAAUUCAUUUCUGUGAUUUUAUCCUAAUGUAUACUUUAUACUUGAUAUGUAAUGAUUUUUUUAAAUCUUGUAUUUUUUAAAAUAUAGAUCUUAAGGCCACAGGUUCACUGUUACAUUAAUAAUUGUAAUGUUCAUCGAUCAAGUUAGUUUUGAUUUUUUACUAUUUUUGACAACAUAUGAUAAGAAUAAUAUACAUUUUUUCAUAUUGUUGCUUUGUUCUAGGCCAAGUAGUUUUUUAUUCCACAAAUAUAUUCAUCACACUAAACCUUUUAUUGCAUUGAAUUUAUUUUUUACAUUUAUCACCUCUAAAAAUUGUAUCUGAAGUAUUUAAUAAAAAAUUUAAAUAACUUCAUUUAGAAACAGAAUUAGGUGUUGGGAACAUUUAUGGUCAGUUUGGGUCAGAUUGUCAAUGAGUCAUAUUUAAAAAAAUUUAUU